UUUUUGUGCUGCCAGUGGAGGAGAAUGAAGGGGAAAGGAGUGCAGGCGGGAGUGGUUAGAGCAAAGGGGAGGGAAAAUGAAGGGCCACCCUCACCGUUGCCAAGGCAACUUGAUGUCAUGCUGACAUCAUGCACCACUAAAAGCUUUUAACCGGAUUCUUCUCCUGCCUUAGGCCCCAUUUUGAGUCCUCUUUCAGCUAGACUAAGGGGAAGGGCACAGGCAGGAGUGUGUGUGCUGUCUUGCACGUUUCCCCACCUCACACAGCUCUUAGCACAGUAAAAGACUUUCAAAUCCAACCUCUAAAGAUCCUCCUUCUGCAACCACAGCCAGCACAGGCCAAGAGAACCAUUUCAAACAUGGCAACAGACGACGCUUUCAGCUACCUACUGCCAGGCCACAGUGAGAAACACAGGCGGGCCCCGAACUGGACUGACGGUGAAAUGAAAGCCCUCCUCUAUGUGUGGGAGGAACACCACAACGAACUGAAAGUGAGUAAGAGGAACGCCAAGGUUUACGAGAAGAUGUCCCAGAGGUUUUUCCAGCUGACCGGAGAGCAGCGGUUCAAAGAGGAGAUCAAGAUGAAAAUCACAAACAUGUCUUUCCAGUACAGGCGACUGAAAUCAACAGUUGGUGAAAGUGGUGAAUUGCCGGACUGGCCAUACUAUAAAGCCAUCGACAAGAUCCUCACCAAGCCGCUGGAGAACGAGCGAGUGAACACACUGGAGUUCCAGGCCCCGGGUGCAGGGCCUUCAACUUCCUCCCACUCUGCAGACAACCUGAUUCCCACCUCAGAGGAGGGGAUGAUGGGAUUCCUGCCAGAGUAUACUGGCUCCUCAGAUGAGAUGGAGAUAAAGCAAGAGCUGGACUCUUUGAGCUCUGACAGUGACAACACACAAGGCUCCAGCUCCCAUCCUGUGUCUGCGAGGAAGAGGUUUGCCAACAAGCAUCUGUCUUUGAAGAAGAAGAAGCUGCGGACAAUGCAGGCCAUGCUACAGCAGCAAAAGAGGUCAAACCGAGCCAUAGAGGAGACGUGCAGGGAGGUCCGCCGAUCCCUGCAUCAACAGAACCUCCUCCAGGUCCAGUGUCUGCAGCUGCAGGAGCGAAUGAUGAACAUUCUGGAGAAGAUGAUCCAGCUCCCGUCAGCCACGUCGACAACAUGGGCUCAGAGUGGGGCCAAAGACACAGGGAAGCCGUGAGGUGUAUGUUUGAUGAGAGAGAUCGUAUCGUCGGGUGUCACCUAUAACCUCUUUGACACAAAAAUGAAGUCAGUUUAUUUUUGAUUUCUGAUUAGCAUUGAACAGCGAGGUACAGUUGUGCUGUUGUGAUGUCAGUUCAUGACCUCCAGUGUUUUUAAGGACACUUGUAGCAGAUCUUCUUUGUUGAUAGUUUUUACUGACUUAAAAACACAGUGGCGACAGUAGCAUAGCAAAAACUGACUUAUCUUGUUACUCCUACCACACCAGGAAAAUUACAAGAUGUGAAAUGUUUGAUGCCAAAAUAUGGAAAUCUGUUAUGAAUGUUAUAUGUUAUGAAGGUUCUCCCCACCCCAGGUUAGGGGUUAUCAGCAAAUAGCAUCAUGUUUCUUUUUUGCAAAGGGACAUUGUACAGCUCUCAAAAACGUCAUUUUUGUCACUAGUAAUGAAAAAAAUACUGUCUCUCUCCCACAGAGGAGACAACUGAGUCCAACCUUGAAGAUACAAUAUCAUAUCCAUGUAGCUCUGCCACAAAUGCCUCUUACAGUUCAGUGUUAAAAUUUAAAAUAAUUAGUGCACAAAAAAGAAGAAUCAAGGUGAAGGACAAUUAUCGGCUUCCUUUUAAAUCCAGCAACUUAGAUUACAGUACGCGUCACUGUAACGACACAGGUUUGUCGUCUGCCUGCACAGUAGUCGUACUGUGGAUAGUCAUUUAUAUAGUAUUUGACGGUGAGUAGCAUUGUGCUUUCAGGAUGUGACAAAAGUAAAUGUCAAGACAGAGACAGCAAGCAACACUUAGAUUUCUUUUCUUUAUAACAUGAUAUAAAGAUGACAUGUACUUAUUUGGUCUCCUGCUAAAUAAAACAACUCUGGCUCAUGGCUUCAUGUGCUCGACUGUAAUUUUC
Molecule: messenger RNA, 2098 nt
Organism: Solea solea (common sole)
Lineage: Eukaryota; Metazoa; Chordata; Actinopteri; Pleuronectiformes; Soleidae
Gene: msantd1
Product: Myb/SANT-like DNA-binding domain containing 1
Exons: 3
Coding region: 357-1196 (279 amino acids)
Biological process (GO): positive regulation of DNA-templated transcription
Cellular component (GO): nuclear body
Source: RefSeq, a predicted model, not a curated record